This is a messenger RNA of Lingula anatina, 1857 nucleotides long. RefSeq lists its product as uncharacterized. Lineage: Eukaryota; Metazoa; Brachiopoda; Lingulata; Lingulida; Lingulidae. Gene Ontology annotation, molecular function: oxidoreductase activity. The record is from RefSeq and is a predicted model, not a curated record.
UCGUCGGCUUUAUCUCUGUUGAACAGAAUACACGCUACUUCAUCUGGAACAAUAUUAACUCCUGCAGACACAGUUUGUUUGCUUGACCUCUAUAUCUCACAGACUCUGUCAGUGACGAACUGUGCCUCGCUGGUUAAUCCCGGGCAAAUGCACCGUAAUUUGUAAAACAUCCACGCUUUCCGAGACCUGUCUGUAUUAAUACCAGCGACAUACAGUACUGUAAGUGCACUGAAACUUUGAAGAUGCAGAGAGUCAACUUGCCAGGGAGUGAUUUGAAUGUGUCCCCUAUCUGCCUGGGCACCUGGCAGUUCAAUGGCGGCCAGGUUGGCGGGGACAAAACUUGGGGAGCGAUGUCCGUGGAGGAAUCUAAGAAAAUAUGGGACAAAGCACUGGAGACUGGCAUAAACUUUAUAGACACUGCUGAGGCAUAUCUGAACUCCCAUUCUGUUCUGGGGCAGAUAAUGGACCCCAGUAAGAGAAGAGAUAUUGUACUAGCCUCCAAGGUUGGCAAUGGAAAAGGCGCAAAUAGUGCGCCAUACACUGCUGAAGACAUAGACCAAGCCGUUACGACCAGUCUAGAAAAGUUGAAGACGGAUUAUAUUGAUCUGUACCAGAUGGCAGAUGUGAACGAAACUGUUGCCGAGCUGAAGAGACAACAAGCCAAGGGGAGAAUAAGAUAUUAUGGCGUCUGCAACUUUGGACCCAAUGAUCUGCGAGGUUUUCUUGAGGCAGGAGGACAGCCCAUCUCUAACCAGGUGUGCUACAAUCUUCUGUGGAGGUCCAUAGAGGAGGAACUACUUCCUCUCUGCCAGGAGAAAGGCAUAUCCCUCCUCCCCUACUCACCACUUCAGCAGGGACUACUUACAGGGAAGUUCCAGAUGCCGUCUGAUGUCCCUGAGGGAAGAAGGCGAGGGAAGUUAUUUCAUAAGGACAGUACCCCCCUUGCUCGCCACGGCCAUGAUGGAGCAGAAAAAGAGGUGUUUCAGGCCAUCAGUGAAAUCCGCGAGGUGUGUGCCAAAGCCAACAUUCCCAUGGCAACAGCAUCAUUGUCAUGGUUACUACAGCAGCCAUGCGUGAAGUCAGUCAUUGUUGGAGCUUCUAACCCGCAGCAGGUGGUAGAGAAUUGCCAGAGAGUGACCUUGCCAGAGGACGUGGUACAGAAGUUCUCUGCAGCUACGGACCCAGUGAAGGUGAUAUUCAAGGGUGAUAUGGACCAGUGGGCUUACGGAAGGUCAAGUUAAAUUGACUGUUUAUAAGACUCAUAAUACACGGUACACUAGGUUGCAGUGCUCACCAUUUAGCUGUCAAAUAGAGGAUGUUUGGUUUGGAGGGUGUUUCAGUCACCCCGAGUCUUACAGGUUAACUGACCUGUCUGUUACCAGGCUGUCUACCAUUUCCAGUAAUAAUGAAAAAAAUAUUUUUUCAGGUAAUAUAUAUGAACAAAAUACAUAUCAGAAAUUUGAAUAUUGACAGAGCUCUAAAAAAUGAUUAUAAAAAAAUUAGGAAUGACAGUAUAAAAUUCUGAAAUUUAAGAUGUGAAAAUAAAAUGUAUAUAGUGUAUUAAAAAGUAAUUUAAAAAUUUUUUUUUUAAUUUAGGGUUAAAACUAGAAAAAAGCAACCUCUAAGACUCACAGUGUGUCAGUAUACCUAUUUGCGUAUACAAUUCUUUCCUACUAUUAACUUAGUCUUAUGGUCAUGUAUUUAUGUUGCCUACUUGGGAAGUACCACUGUGAUUACAGUCAUAACUUCUCAUUAAUUUUAAGCUGUAAUUGCUAAAGUAGAAGUCCCAAAGCAGAACCGUGUCAGAAAGAAUUGCCCCAGAUCUCUGUUAAAAUCCUUAGGAGAUCUUUAUAAACU